Messenger RNA from Physella acuta, 6452 nucleotides. RefSeq names its product zinc finger CCCH domain-containing protein 4. Gene Ontology annotation, cellular component: nucleus. The record is from RefSeq and is a predicted model, not a curated record. NCBI's taxonomy places the organism in Eukaryota, Metazoa, Mollusca, Gastropoda, Physidae. Gene Ontology annotation, biological process: negative regulation of DNA-templated transcription. Gene Ontology annotation, molecular function: RNA binding; metal ion binding.
GUUGCGGAUCGGCCCAGUCAUCCUUAGUAUAGUCGCCAUGAUCGUGAAAAAAGUUCUGUGAGGAUCGUAAAUUGCUUUUUUUAAUGGAAACAAAAGUGGACUUGAAGGGAAUUUCAGUCUAGAAAACAAUUAAGAUUUAAUUUUAAUAUCCCGUGGCUUCAAUCUGAAGUUUUUGUCUUAGAUCACAUCUCACAAACCUUAUUCAGCUAGUAAUAUUAAGUUUGACACCCUCUCCUCUUAAAUCUGACCCCUCAAAUAUGACAGAGGGGUAAUAGAUUGGAGAAGGCAGGUGAGGGAAGAUUCGGUCUACAUUAACCUUAAUGUAUGACAAAGCAAGAUUUUAAGUUUUUUUGAGGUCGCUAAGUAUAACUGGAUAGAGUGGGUGGUCAGUGUAUGGCUGAAGAAAACAAGUGUUUACCACAGGACGGGGAACUUCCUGGUUAUGAUGGUUCUAAACCUCCCAUGGGGCGAUUAGAAGAUGACGAUGUAGAGGGAGACGAAGAGGGUCAGUUAACCGAAGGCGUCAAAUCAGGGAAGCACAGGUCUUCUACAGAAUCCCCACCUAACCGUGAAAGGGAUGCGGGGGAGCAUAAAAAACACCGAAAUAGUUCAGAUCGACGACAUCACCACCACCAUCGUCAUGGUGGUAGCAGUCAUCGCGAUUACCGACAUCGACGUUCUAGUGGCCAUAGUGACGCCGAUGAAGGCUCAGAGGAAGACAAUCGAGGUGUCACUAAUUCUUCUAGAAGACGCUCGGGUAGUGCAGGAGACUCACACACAGAGCAAUUGAAUGAGAAGAAUUCACACUCAUCCCCUAGAAAGCGUCAAGAUAGAAAUGAUCGUGUAAGUCAUUCACAGGGAAAGAAUUCAAAACAUACUUCUGCAGACAUUUCUGAUGAGGGGGAGCUAAAUGAAUCUCAAGAAGAUCCAUUGGCUCCUCAAAAUACAACUCAAAAGAAAAGAAAAAGAGAUUCCCACAGAGUCACUCUUAUGGAAACUGUGGAAGAAAUAAGAGAAGCUGAAGAUGGAGAAAUCUUAGAAGAUGGAGAACUUGAUGAUGAUGAUGAUGAAGAACUUAAAGGAGAAGAAAAGGAUAGUCAUACAAGCAGAGUUGAAUCGGAAGUGGCAUCGAAGUCAGUUCAGGAUGAACGUAAAUCAGAUAAACAUGAAAGGAAGAAAACAAAUGUUAAAGAAAAACGAAAACGUGAAUCAGAAGAUAAGAGGAAAAGAAAAAAGCAGACAGAGGCAGAAAAAACAGAUAAUCAGAAUAGCCCAGCUCCAGCAUGGGGCUCUGGAUAUCAAGGUCCAAAAUCCAAAGCCUCACCAUUUCAUAAGUCUCCAAGACAUUCCCGUAACAAAAGCUACCAGAGUCCACCAGGAUUGUAUGAUAGCCCAUCUGAUUCAGAUUAUUCAGAUGAAGAAUCUACUUUGUCCAAAGUGGGAACCGAUGGUUAUAUUGAUGCCUCAGUUGCAGCUGAUGAAAAGGAGGGUGUAUUCAAUUACAAAACAAGUACUAAAAAGAAAAAGCGUGAGAGAAAUCACGAACGCUCAGACCGCUCUGACCGAAAAAGAAGUCGGAACCAAGAUAGCAAACUUGAUGGUCCCCCCAAAAAGAAAGCGCUUGUUGACAUGGCUAUGUCAGAUAGACCAGUCUGUAAAUUUUAUAUGGAAGGCAAAUGUGCUAAGGGAAGUGGUUGCCCCUUUAACCAUGAUGUAGAGAAGCCAAGAAAAAUGGAAGUUUGCAAAUACCACUUGACAGUUAAAGGCUGCCACAAAGAAAGAUGUGUAUUUAUGCAUGAAGAUUUUCCAUGCAAGUAUUACCACACAGGUGCCAAAUGUUACUCAGGAGAUAGAUGCAAGUUUUCACAUGAUCCCUUGACUGAAGAAACUCGUCGUGCUUUGGAGAUGAGGGUAGCUGCAGAAGAUAUCAUUGAUAUGGAAGAUCCUGACUAUGACUAUGAUUAUAGGAGCAGGGAUUAUGAAGGUCGAAGUAGACCCAGUCUACUUGGAUCACCACCACGCUUUAAUGCUAAGAAGAUCCCAUCUCUCUUUGAAAUAGAAGUUCGUCCCCCUGGCCAGUCACCUAAACCAUCCCCACAAGCUGUGAGGCCAUCAGGAUUUUACAAUGAAACCAACAUUUCACCAAGCCCUGGAGCAGGCAGCAGUGGAGGAUCUAUAAAUAACUCCUCAAUGAACAUGAUGACCAACACUGGAGCACAUUCAAACCAAAAUAAUAUAAACAACCAGACCAACAUGGGGGGACUGCUCCAACCUCCAUUGAGAAACAAUAUGAUGGCAACAAAUAGGCCGAACAUGAUGAGUCAGCAAACUAGAGCUGUUGGUGGAGCACCUGUCCAGUUCAUGGGGCCAGCACAGGUGACCAACCAAGCUGCUGGUAAUCUACCUGUUCUAAACAUGCUGGGGGCUAUGUUGGAGGCAGCCAUGCAGAAGGGACCUGGUGGACCAAACAGUAUUGGGGGUCCAAAUGUCAGACCUAACAUGAGCAUGGGACCUAACAACAUGAAUACUGGAAGUAAUAAUGGCAUGAACAUGGGACCCAAUAACAUGAACAUGGGCCCUAACAACAUGAAUAUGGGACCUAAUAACAUGAACAUGGGCCCUAACAACAUGAAUAUGGGACCUAACAUGAAUACUGGGAGUAAUAUUGGCAUGAACAUGGGACCUAACAAUAUGAACAUGGGACCUAACAACAUGAAUAUGGGACCUAACAACAUGAACAUGGGUACUAAUAACAUGAACAUGGGACCUAACAUGCAUACUGGAAAUAAUAAUGGCAUGAACAUGGGCCCCAGUAACAUGGCAAUAAAUCGACAAGGAAAUGUGUCUUCUAUGAUGCAAUCAAACAAUAUCAUGGGACAGCAAAUGAUGAGUUCAAAUGUUAACCCAUCUCUUAAUCAGUUAAAUAAUGGGGGAUUUGUGGAUCCCACUGUAAAUCCCAAUGUGAACACUUUAAAUAGUACUUCUGUUGUAGGUGUUUCUCAGCCAAACAUGGGGCAAGAGGUAGGACUUAUGGAUGUGGAUUAUAGAAUUAAACCUAGUAUUGAAGAGAUGGAAGAAACUAGCCAGGAUCUUUCAGAGCUUGAUAAAAUUAGGCGCCAGAUCAAGGAACAAAUAGAAAAGGAAGAUGAAGAGGAGGAAGAGGAGGAAACUAUGCAAGUGGAUUUAGACAUUAAGAGAGAGGCACCUGAGUUGAGUCCAGAAAAUUCUGAUUCUCAAAGCAAAUUAGAAGUAAAAGAUGAAAAAAGUCAACAGAAAGGAGAUAUUGAACUGGAAAACAUUGAAGUUCCAACUCACCUCCCUAAAAAACAGAGGGAACUUUUCAAAAGGAUUCAACAGCAGCAGUUGUUAAGGGAAAAAGAAAGAGAAAGACAAGAAGCAAUUAAAGCUACAGAGGCAGAGAUAAAAGUUGAGGAAGAUGACUGGUACUCUAGUGAUGAAGAUGGAGAAUCUGACCAGAAACCUAAACUGACUGAUGUCCUAAAGAAGUUAAAUCAAGAGACCCUGAGUGGAUCAACUUCAACACCUCAGCCACCCCCAAAUCCAGAGACACCAGCCACAGCAUCAGCCUUCAACAUCAUGCAAAUGAUAAAUGCAAUAAAAAAUCACAGCACGACUGCAACAACCUCAGAUACAAGUUCACUCAGUUCUGUGCUGUCUGAGCCAACACAACGUCAAACCACCAUAGCAGUUUCCCCAGCAUCACCACAGCCUAACUCUCCACCAAGUGUUCGCCAGCUAUCAAUAUCUGACUUAAACCCUACUCACAAAUCUGCCGACCCCCCAGUGGUCAGUGCUCAUCCAUCAAAACCACUUAUUUACAGUGUGGUGAAAAUCUCCAUAGACUUCCCUAAACCAUACACUCGUCUCCCAAAUGAGGUGAAUGCUUCAGAUCCAGUGUUUAAAAAUGAUCCCAGGGUCAAGUGGCAUUUACAGCACUUAGAAAAACAAUUGCAAGAACAGCCUCGUCGCAAUAGUACUGACAUAGCACAAAAACCUGCUGACCCUCGACUAAAGAAAGCUACAAGUGACCCUAGGGUCACCAAGCCUGGUGACUCUCCUAACAGUGGAAGAGGAGAUGGCAGCAAGCCUGCUGAUCCCAGGUUACACAAGUUAAGGCCUGUUGACCCUAGACUUGCCAGGCAGGCCAUUCAUCGGCAAAAUAGUCAGGAUUCUGCUAACUUUAUGCAUGGCUCCAUAGGAAUGAUGGUUACAUCUAACAUGGGCAUUGCUAUGCAAAUGGGAGGCCCUAUGAAUAAUCAAAUGGGUGGUCCCAUGAAUAAUCAAAUGGGUGGACCCAUGAAUAAUCAAAUGGGUGGACCCAUGAAUAAUCAAAUGGGUGGACCCAUGAAUAAUCAAAUGGGUGGACCCAUGAAUAAUCAAAUGGGUGGCCCCAUGAAUAAUCAAAUGGGUGGACCCAUGAAUAAUCAAAUGGGUGGACCCAUGAAUAAUCAAAUGGGUGGACCCAUGAAUAAUCAAAUGGGUGGACCCAUGAAUAACCUUAUAGGAGGUCCGUUGAAUAACCAGAUGGGGGGUCAAAUGAACAUAUCAAUGAGAGGCCCUAUGAUGUGUGUGAACCCAGUGAUUGGCCAGAUGAUGAGUACUGUGAGACCUAUGCCAGGCCCUGGCAGUAUGAACAGCUUAAUCCACAGCAAUUUAAAUGUGAUGGCUGGACCUCUGAAUCAAAUGGGUCCUAAUGCCAACCUAAGGCUUGGUGCUCCCCACAACACUCUGCCUGCAUCAACAGCUGCACCAGCCAUCACACCAAAUGAGACAGUUGAUCCACGCUUAAAAUCCAGUCUUGAUCCUCGACUGGUAAGAAAUGAGCCACGGGUUGGGAAUGAUCCCAGGUUAAAAAAUAAGUUGUUGGAUUCAUGGGAGCCCAAAAAAAACUUGAGUGAUCUGGCAAGGUCAGGCUCUCCACACUCUGAUUCAGCAACUUGUGAUCAGAAACCUGGGUCCUCUCCCAGUGACAUCCCCCCUUCAAGCUGGGGAACAGCACAGCUUGAAGGACCAGAGCUAAAGCAAAACUGGCAGAAACAAGAUAUUGAUGAGCGCUUGUCCCCAUCUACUAUGCAGGAAGCUGAAACAGAUACACAAAAACAAUCUCGAAAAUUUGACUAUCGUAAUGACCCUCGAUUUAAAAGAGUGAAACGCUUGACUGGACAAAGGAAGAGCAGCAUGGACUAUAGCUCACCACUGGGUGAGGAAGCUCACGGCAGCAAUGAUGAGGCAGGAGAGGGGAAAACUUAUAACAGUUACAAUCGUCCCAAAUUGUCAGUUAAAGAAGACAAAAGUAGAAAUGCCCCCAGUCCCACACUACCAGAUACACUUCAAGACUUUGAUAUACCUGAGGCAGAGCCAGAAUUAAAAGUUAAAGAUUUAUUUAAAGCAAUAGAUCCAACAGCAUCACCCUUUUGUUGACCCUUGUUACCUAUUUGUUCAACUCAUUUCUACAUUAGCAUCAAGUAUUUUCAUGUAGAUUUAGUUUGUAGGCAGUUUAGAUGACAGGUUAACUUUUUGUACUGUAGAUAUCUUAAUGCUCCUUAUAUGUAGAUAGCUAGUCAAAUGUUUGACGGCAGCACAUGGUUUUUAACCAAGAGUAUUUGUUUCAUUUUGUUGAUGUCAUUAUUUUAUUGCUUUGAAGUACAGUCUUUCACUUUAAGUUCUCAGCAUUGCUAAUACAAAAUUGAUUUCUAUCUUUUUGCUACUUGUUUUUAUUUCAUAAUUAGUUUUCUUGACUCUAGCCUGUUCAGUUUCUUCCUAUGUAAAUAUAGCUGAGCUGUGAUGAUUACACAAAUGCUUCCAAAAAUGAUAUUGUGUAAAAAGUCAUGUUUUGGCCAUGCAUAUAAUAUAUAGUAUUCCUAUUGAAUAGCUCCAGGUGAGGUAAAAAUAUCUUUACAGAUCUUCAGUAAUCCUUAACAACCUCUCCAGGUGAGGUAAAAAUAUCUUUACAGAUCUUCAGUAAUCCUUAACAAAGGUUUGAUACUGGGCUCAUAUUUGAUUGUUUUUAAAGGUAAAUUUAACUUUUCCACUACAAGCACUUAAUAUUUUUAAACUAUUUCAGACAGGCAGGUCCAUAACUUCUUGUCAUAGUACAUGGUCAAUGUAGCAACUAUUGAAUGCUGAAUCAUGUGAAAUUGUUUGGUACUUAAACAUAACUAAUGUAAAUAAAUGUAUGAUAUUAUAGGCCUAACUAGUUUGUCUGAACUUAUGUUGGUAAAUGUCUACAUGUAUGUCAGUAGUGUCUAUAGGAAUGUUGGUAAAUGUAUCAAAUUGAACAAUCUAGAAGAUAUUGGCAAAUAUUAUAAACAUGAAUGCCCCUUUCACAGUUGUAUCAUAAAAUGUUCCCAAUGUAAUAUAUGUAAAUAUAUAUCCCAUGUGACAUUUGGUUUGUCAUUUGCUUUUUUCAGUCAAGUAAAAUAAUGAUUGAG